UUUUUAUACCUGAAGCGAAAAAUACAUGUGUGCAUCACUGAGAGAGACCAUACCUACCGUAGAGGAUAGGUUCAGACUUCAGAGCGAGAGAGAGAGAGAGCAACCACACCUACCUUGGAGCUUAUAUCCAGAAUUUGGAGAGAAGGACUAGACCGAGCGACCAGAGAGUGUGAGGUGUUCCCAUUAUAGAUGUAUAGAGACAAAGCAAGAUUUAUUCCUGUCGUAAACGUUGUAUGAAAGCAGAGGAGAGCCUUAGAGAGUAGAAAUUCGAGCGAAGUCUGGAGAGAGAGAGAGGAGUGAAUCUUGUGAGUUUGAGACACAGAGAGAGAUAUGAAGAUUGAAAAGCAGAGCUCGAGGCUAGUAACCCCAUCCUAUGAAACCAAACCCCUUACACCUUCAACCUGCACCACCAUCACCUUAAGUCCCUUUGACCGAGCAGCCGGCAGUGACCACGUCCCCAUAAUUUUUGCCUACAAAGCUCCGACACCCCCUAACUCGGCCAUUGAUCAUGGCCUUCGCCUCGUGCUUUCCGACUAUCGCGUGUGGGCUGGCCGCCUCAUAGAAGAUAAAAGAGCCGUUGUCCUCAAUGACAAAGGUGUGCGAUUCGUGGAGGCCACGGCUUCAUGCACAUUAGAUGAGGUUCCUUGCUGCCUGGGGGCAAGCCAAGCCACUCGUGGCUUAUUGCACUACCCGGUACCAAUACACGACCGAGCCAUGCUCGAGCCACGCGAUCUACUCUCCAUCGAGUUCGACCACCUGGGCAACGAAUACAUGGAGAAGAGGCUCGUAAGGGAGUUUUCAUGGGAGGGAAUAGUGAACCGGCUUAGAAUGCAAAAAUUCCAUUCCUCACCCCACUUUUUAGCCAAGCUCAAGGCCCGGCCAUCGGUGCGUUGUCCAAGCGGUGGUGGCUAUAGCACGUACGAGAGCGUCGUCUCUCACGUUUGGCAAAAGGUGACGCGGGCAAGGGGCGCUAGCGUGGGCGAGGAGGAGAUAAGCCAGGUGGGCAUCUCCGUCAACUUGCGCACCCGCCUAGUGCCUCCGAUUCCCCGUGAAUACUUUGGCAAUAUGGUUUUGUGGGCUUUUCCUCGAACCACGGUGCACGAGUUAUUGAGCCAGUCACUAGACCGCGUGGCUGAGUUGGUGCACGCGGCGAUUGCGCAAGUGAAUAACAGAUACGCUAGGUCGUUUGCGGACUUUGACUCUCUUGUGGAGAGAGAGGGGCGUUGGGGUGAGUUGGUCCCCACGGGCGAGAUGGAGUCGGAGGUGUUUUGCCCUAAUUUGGAGGCCUCUAGCUGGCUAUGGUUGCCGUUUGAUGAAAUGGAUUUUGGGAGUGGAGGGCCAGAUGUCUUCAUGCCCUCUUUCAUUCCUUAUGAUGGGGAUGUGGUCACUGCGUCACAGAUGAAAGGGAAGGGGGGAAUAGAUGUGUUUGUCUGUCUAUUCGAGGCCAUCAUGGCCGUGUUUCAGGACAUCUGGCACGCCAUAGACGAGAUCACUAGAGUAGGGUCUCUCUCUGCAGUAGGGUCUCCCUCUCUGAUCAAAUGA
Messenger RNA from Amborella trichopoda, 1542 nucleotides. Lineage: Eukaryota; Viridiplantae; Streptophyta; Magnoliopsida; Amborellales; Amborellaceae. The record is from RefSeq and is a predicted model, not a curated record.